Molecule: messenger RNA, 918 nt
Organism: Anopheles moucheti
Lineage: Eukaryota; Metazoa; Arthropoda; Insecta; Diptera; Culicidae
Exons: 3
Coding region: 88-891 (267 amino acids)
Source: RefSeq, a predicted model, not a curated record
AACACCGUCAAUCCAUUAGAGGUUCUUUUUUUGUAUCCCAGUGAACUCCAUUCUAAAAAAAACUCCAGCUCCAAAUUCAUCAUCAUCAUGAAACAAAAUUCCACAAAGCCCACAACGACAGUGAUGCCAUCGAAGGCGGGAAAAACACAAUCGAUGCAACAUGGACAGCACCAUCGGCAGCAGAUGCCCAUGCACCAACAGCCGAUGCAGCAGCCUGCGGCAGUAACGUACCAUCAGCAACAACCAUCGUACCAGGCCGUAGCACCGCAGCAGUCGCAUCAUCCACAUCUUCUUCAACAACAACUUCCGGCAGGGUGCAUAGUGCUACCAUCUACAACGAUGUCUCCCCAACCGCAGCACACUUACCUGCCCCAGCAGCCAGGACAACUUGGGAAUGUAGCAACACCGAUAGCUCCCGUGUACGUCGGCGGUACGGUCAUGGGUCAGCAAACAGCUCAACAAGCCGCACCGGCCGGCUUUUCAACUUCGGCCCAACAACCACGCGCAGGGUAUCGGCAACCCGUACAACAUCACCAGCCAACGAUGUCGCAGGUACAGCAGCGUCCAGACUAUCAGCAAACCGGGGCUACCGUGGCCGACUUUGUGGCUGCUGGUGCAGCACCUGGUGGGUUUUCCGGUGUGCAUCAACCGUACAAACAGCAGCCACACCGACAACAGGCACAGCCAUUGCAGUCGUAUCAAGAAGCACCGGCCAGCUCGUAUCCGGUGCAAAUACAGUCGUCCCUACACCCGGAAGGGUCGACGACGGAAGCUCAGUAUUUCUUCGACGCAAACUGCACGAUGCCAGUCGUACAGCAGCAAACACCGUCGACGGCGGCCGGAUGCAGGAACCCCACGUGUACGAACUGUAAAUCCUUUAAGCGCCACUAGCACCAGUGAGGUUGAUCGAAAAAGGCU